UGAAUUUGCAAACAGAGUUGCAUCCAUAAAUUUCCCAUGUAAGGCUUGAUGCGAUCGAACAUCUCAUUCAAACCUUCCUCCACCAUGUAAUCGAAGGACUCUAUGUGGUGCCUCACCAGCUGACGCAGCGGCUCGAAGUCCGCCGCUUGUUUCUUAUUCGUCAUCUUAUGUGGCUUCUUGUUCCUUCUGCAAUCCUUCUGGAAGCUCUUCUGUUGUCCUCUCAGAAGGGAGGGUUUAGCAGGGGUUUUUGCAAUAGAAGUUAAACAAGUCUUUUUAUGUUGCCAGGGGUUUUUGUUGUCUUCAGGGUUGUUGCUUUUAUAUUCCAUGGAUUUUUUUUUUCUUGUGCCUAUUUAAUUAUAUCAGGAUAAAUCAGUCAUUUAACUUUUGGAGCAGGGGAGCGUCCGGACUGGCUCAGACCAGACAUUGCUUUUUGUCAAUACCCCACUCCCAAAGUUCUCACUAGAGCAGGGUAACAAUCUUCCUCGCUCUCACAAUCUCAUUUCUCAGAUGAUUUCGAUUAAUUUUUUUCAACAAAUGUGAAAUCGGAAACGACGACGACGAUCUAUCAAUUCCCCCUGUCGAUCAAUCGGAAAAGUCAAAAAAUCAAAGUCUUUGCCGAUUUGCUCGUUCCGCGAAAAUCUGAAAUUUUAUCUUCUGGUGGAUUGUUUUACGGCGAAAUCGAUAAUAAAAUACGACAACGUUUAAUUGGAGCAGAGAUGGCAGCUAAGCAAAUGGAGGAGAUUCAGAGGAAAUUAGGAAUGCUUAAUUAUCCAAGAGCUAAUGCACCGGCUCAGUCUCUUCUCUUCGCUGGCAUGGAGCGUUAUGCUCUUCUCGAAUGGCUCUUCUUCAAGUUAUUAGGCGAUAAAUCUCCAUUCUCACAACAAAAUUUACAAGGAGAUGCUAUGGAUCGUGAUGAAGAGACUGGUCGCAUUCAAUAUUUAGCCGAGAUUGCGAAGUUUUUGGGUAUCACAACAACUAUAGAUGUGGAGGCAAUUCAAGGGCGUGGAAGUUAUGAAGAUCGAACUGAGAUGCUUCAACUUAUUGUUGAUCUAGUGGAGGCGAGCAUGUAUGCUGAUAAUCCUAAUUGGAGCAUUGAUGAGCAAGUAGCAAAGGACAUACAACUAAUAGAUUCUAUUGCAGAAAAACAAGCUCUCAUUUUCUCGGAAGAAUGCAAGUUGUUCCCUGCAGAUGUGCAGAUUCAAUCAAUAUAUCCAUUACCAGAUGUUUCUGAGCUGGAGACAAAGCUUUCAGAACAGUCAAAAAUACUUUCAAAUCUUCAACAGAAGGUCACAGAUUUGGCGUCUAAGCAUGCUUACAACCCAGAUGAGGAUUAUGCAGAGGUGGAAUCCCAACUUCGGGCAAAUCUGGAAUCUUUUCUUGAAACUGCAAGAUCAUUUAAUACAAUUUACACCAAGGAAAUUCGCCCCUGGACUCACAUGAUGGAGGUACCACAGCUUCAUGGGUUUGGGCCUGCGGCCAAUCGCUUGUUAGAGGCAUACAAGAUGCUUUUAAAGUUCUUAGGUAACUUGAGAAAUCUUAGGGACUCAUAUGCAGCUCUUGCUGUUGGAUCAUCUGAGACAAUUGCUGGCGAGCCCUCUUCAGUCACAAGAAUCAUUUCAGAGUGUGAAUCUGCCUUAACUUUCUUAAACCGUGAUCUUGGUAUUCUUUCUGCUUCAAUUGCUCGUGAGCAAGGUGAAAAGGUAACUUCAUGAAAUGUUAAAAAAAGAUAGGAACAGCUCUCGCUUUCGACGUCUUUUUUACUAUUUUUUCCAAAGCCAUCUUUGCUCGUGAUUUCUGUUAACUGCAGAACUGAUUGAUAAUUGAAUUCCAAUCUGACAAAAUGAUCAGGUCUUAGGGGCCUCAUUUUACAACAGCUUGUUUGUCUGUAAUUACAACGUUCACUUUUUUGGUUUGUGUGUAAUUUAAUGUCUUAUUAUUAAAUUGUUAAAAGAUUUUACGUUAA
Molecule: messenger RNA, 1963 nt
Organism: Mangifera indica (mango)
Lineage: Eukaryota; Viridiplantae; Streptophyta; Magnoliopsida; Sapindales; Anacardiaceae
Product: AUGMIN subunit 7
Exons: 10
Coding region: 717-1712 (331 amino acids)
Biological process (GO): centrosome cycle; spindle assembly
Cellular component (GO): HAUS complex
Molecular function (GO): microtubule minus-end binding
Source: RefSeq, a predicted model, not a curated record